AUGGCCACGUCGUCCAGCGCCAGCUUGAGCAAAGUAGUCAAGGAGCAGUACAUGGAACUCCCUCAGGGGGAGAAAGUCCAGGCCAUGUAUAUCUGGGUCGACGGAACCGGUGAGGGUCUACGGUGUAAAACCAGGACUUUGGAUUCUGAGCCCAAAAGUCUUAAAGACCUUCCUGAAUGGAACUUUGACGGGUCCAGCACUUACCAGGCCGAAGGCUCCAACAGCGACAUGUAUCUUAUUCCUGCCGCCAUGUUCCGUGACCCAUUCCGCAAGGACCCAAACAAGCUGGUGCUCUGUGAAGUUUUCAAGUACAACCGCAUGCCUGCAGAAACCAACCUGCGACUGACGUGCAAUAAGGUGAUGAAAAUGGUAGAAGAUCAGGUUCCCUGGUUUGGCAUGGAGCAGGAAUACACCAUCCUGGGCACUGAUGGACACCCUUUUGGCUGGCCAUCCAAUGGAUUUCCUGGGCCUCAAGGUCCGUACUACUGUGGCGUGGGAGCCGACAAAGCAUAUGGAAGAGAUAUAGUGGAAGCUCAUUACAGAGCUUGUCUCUAUGCCGGGGUUCAGAUCUGUGGUACAAAUGCAGAAGUGAUGCCUGCCCAGUGGGAGUUUCAGGUGGGCCCGUGUGAAGGGAUCGAUAUGGGUGACCACCUGUGGGUGGCGCGCUUCAUCCUACACCGUGUUUGUGAAGACUUCGGGGUGAUUGCUUCAUUUGACCCCAAGCCAAUUCCCGGCAACUGGAACGGUGCUGGCUGCCAUACAAACUUCAGCACAAAGGAGAUGAGAGAGGAGGGCGGACUGAAAGCCAUCGAGGACUCCAUCGAGAAGCUGAGUAAAAGGCACCGCUACCACAUCCGUGCCUACGACCCCAAAGGGGGGCUGGACAACGCCCGUCGCCUCACCGGCCACCAUGAAACCUCCAAUAUCAAUGAGUUCUCUGCGGGCGUGGCCAACCGCGGUGCUAGCAUCCGCAUCCCUCGCAAUGUGGGCCAGGAGAAGAAGGGUUACUUGGAGGACCGCCGUCCAUCAGCCAACUGCGACCCGUAUGGUGUCACCGAGGCGCUCAUUCGCACCUGUUUGCUGAGUGAGGAGGGUGAAGAACCCACGGAUUACUGA
Nerophis lumbriciformis (worm pipefish) is the source of this 1116-nucleotide messenger RNA. NCBI's taxonomy places the organism in Eukaryota, Metazoa, Chordata, Actinopteri, Syngnathiformes, Syngnathidae. The record is from RefSeq and is a predicted model, not a curated record.